Molecule: messenger RNA, 1327 nt
Organism: Suillus subaureus
Lineage: Eukaryota; Fungi; Basidiomycota; Agaricomycetes; Boletales; Suillaceae
Product: thiamine diphosphate-binding protein
Exons: 7
Coding region: 127-1221 (364 amino acids)
Biological process (GO): pyruvate decarboxylation to acetyl-CoA
Molecular function (GO): pyruvate dehydrogenase (acetyl-transferring) activity
Source: RefSeq, a predicted model, not a curated record
GUGUAAUCGGUUCACUUCAUAUUAUAUUUCAAUUCCGCACUUUGUCCGUGUCAAAAUUGCUCCCAUUUCAUUCACACUCUCUCUUAUUACAGUCCUCCUCCCUCCGUUUCCUUUCCAAAAGGCUCAAUGUCUGCCGCCCGUGCUGCUCUCUCUCGUGUUGCUCCUGCUAUCGCAAAUGUUCGUGCACGUCCUUCAUUGGCUCUAAAACGUGCUGCUUUCGCUCGUGGAUAUGCGACAGCAAGUGAAAACUCGAUGACAGUCCGUGACGCACUCAAUGUUGCUAUGGAGGAGGAGAUGAUGCGUGACGAGAACGUCUUCAUUCUCGGUGAAGAGGUAGCUCGCUACAAUGGCGCCUACAAAGUCUCCAAAGGUCUUCUUGACAAGUUCGGCGAAAAGCGUGUCAUGGGUUUCGCCGGUGUUGCUGUCGGUGCUGCACUCGCAGGUUUACGACCAAUAUGCGAGUUCAUGACUUUCAACUUCGCCAUGCAAGCCAUCGACCAGAUCGUCAACUCUGCUGGAAAGACUUACUACAUGUCCGGUGGAAAUGUACCCUGUCCUGUUGUCUUCCGUGGUCCCAACGGUGCUGCCUCUGGUGUCGCCGCCCAGCACUCCCAGGACUAUGCAGCCUGGUAUGGCUCAAUCCCCGGUCUCAAGGUUGUCAGCCCUUGGAGCGCAGAGGAUUGUAAGGGUCUUCUCAAGGCCGCUAUUCGGGAUCCUAACCCAGUCGUAUUCCUCGAGAAUGAGAUGAUGUACGGUGUGACCUUCCCCAUGUCUUCAGAAGCCAUGUCAGACAACUUCACUCUUCCUAUCGGCAAGGCGAAGGUCGAGCGUGAAGGAACCGAUGUCACUAUCGUAGCACACAGCAAGAUGGUCACUCACAGUCUAGAGGCUGCUGACAUGUUAGCGAAGGAGGGCGUCAAGGCUGAGGUUAUCAACCUCCGUAGUAUUCGUCCUCUGGAUAUUGACACCAUCAAGGCAUCAGUCAAGAAGACCAACCGUCUCCUUAUCGUCGAGGGUGGUUUCCCCGCCUUUGGUGUUGGUUCCGAAAUCUGCGCACAGAUCAUCGAGAGCGAGGCCUUUGACUACCUUGACGCUCCGGUUGAGCGGGUAACUGGUGCUGAUGUCCCUACGCCUUAUGCCAUCAACCUGGAGGCACUCGCAUUCCCCGACGCACCUCUCAUCGUCAAGGUCGCCAAGCGGGCACUUUACAGGACCAACUAGGCACACUUAUACUUUUAUCGCACGCAUUUGCUCUCAUACUUACACACUCAUGGGCGUUAGUAGUCCUCUGGCCGCAAUAGACAUAUUACCCAUCUAAGUUGGACAU